Molecule: messenger RNA, 2463 nt
Organism: Triticum turgidum subsp. durum (durum wheat)
Lineage: Eukaryota; Viridiplantae; Streptophyta; Magnoliopsida; Poales; Poaceae
Source: the annotation of a GenBank genome assembly
AUGGGUGAAACAAAUGUCCUGGAGCGCAUAUUCUACGGACUCGAGAAACCAACGGAUCUGGCAUUAGCACUUCUACAGGAGAUCACUGAAAACUUCUCUGAAAAUAGAAAAAUUGGCAAGGGCGGAUUCGGGGAGGUUUACAAGGGCAUGCUCCAAAAUUGUAUUGUUGUCGUGAAGAGGAUAAUUGUGAGUGAACACACAGUGGAUGACAGGUUUUUUGAUUGCGAGGUUAAAAACUUGAUGAAAGUUAGCCAUCUGAAUGUAGUCCGCUUUCUUGGCUUCUGUUCAAAUACACACCGCGAAGCAAUACAAUUUCCAGGAUCAGCAGAUUUCGUUUUCGUCCAGAAAAGAGAAAGGUUACUAUGUUUCGAGUAUAUCAACAAUGGAAGCCUUGAUAAACAUAUUACCGAUGAAUUGAGAGGGCUUGAAUGGAGUGUACGGUAUGAAAUAAUCAAGGGGAUUUUACAUGGUUUGCGUUACCUUCAUAUGGAGAUUAACAUUAUCCAUAUGGACCUCAAACCUAGUAAUAUAAUGCUAGACAAUGAUAUGGUGCCAAAGAUAACUGAUUUUGGUCUAUCAAGACUUGCUAAGAUCACACAUACCAGUGGUACCCGUUUUAUAACACAUGGAUACUGUGCUCCAGAAUACGAGAACUGUGGGAAGAUGUCAAAAAAGGUUGACAUGUAUAGCUUGGGAGUUAUAAUCAUUGAACUCGUAACAGGACGUAAGGGUGAUCCAAAUAAGACUAAUGUGCUUCGAAGGUGGAGACACAGGUGGAACAAUUCACCAAUGCAUUCACUACGUUCACAAUGCCAGCAAGUAACUAGAUGCUUGGAUAUAGGGGCACGCUGCAGGAAAAAAGAACCAGAAGAUAGACCUUCUAUAUCAGCUAUAAUCGAUAUUCUCAGCAACAGUGAAAGCAUGGAUGAGCACAUAGAUCAGAUCAGCCUUUGCAUGGAUGAUGACAUGCUUGGAAUCAACCCGCUCGAACUAAGGUUUCCUUUCGAGCUUCAAAAGCAGAUGUCAUCCAUGGUAAUGCCAAUCAACAAGACAAAGAAUUACUAUGCUUUCAAUAUCGAAACGCCAGGCAAGCAGUACCGUACAGAACCAAACAAAGGCAUUCUGUCACCACAAUCCGAGGAUACUAUCCAGAUAGCACUGGAAAUACAAGAGACUACACCGCACGAUCUGCCGUACUCCGACAAUUUUAUAGUGCAAAGCACAAAAGUCAAUGGGGAUUUUAGGGCCGAGGAUAUCACCAAAUACAUGUUCCAAAAAGAGCCAGUUGAAGUGGAUGAGGUAAAUUUGACGGUUGUAGUAUAUGAGAAUGAGGGACCUAAGGAAGAUCUCAAGAUUCGUGAAGAUACCAAGAAGAAACAAAAAUCGAUGAUUGAAUCUGCUUUGAGCACGGACAAACCUGGCGUUAACACAACUCACGAAGCAGAGGCCAUUCACAUGGAGAUAAAUUCUAUCAGCUACAAAUAUGCACGAGGACAAUGUAUCAAGCAACCAGAGCGUCUUAGUUUCCUCACAACUCCUAGACUUUUGUGUAAUCAGCAGACCAACAUGAGCGACAGAGCCGUGGAUCUUGUAACUGGGGCCAUGGGCAGCCUACACCAUAAGCUUGACGAUCUCCUCAAGGAAGAGUACAAUCUAGAGAAAAGCAUGAAGGAAGAAAUAGAUUUUCUAUCAGAAGAGCUGAGGGAUAUGCAGCUAGCCAUCCGGAAGGUGUCGGGGGUACAUCGGCACAACCUUGACGAUGAUGUCAUGCACUGGGUUGACACUGUCAGGGAGAUGUCAUAUGACAUUGAGGAUGUUGUUGAUGGUUUCCUGGUACACGAUGAGCCUCCAUCUAACACAAGCUUCUUCAGGGGGCUCAUUGAGAACAUGUUCAACCACUUCAAGUGGGGCAAGACUCACAAUCCAAUUGAAGAUGCUGUCAAAGAUAUCAAGAAACAAGUUGAGGUUGUGGCUGAAAGACGUAAAAGGUGGAAGGUUGAUGAAACAAUGGCUAAUGUAGCUUCCAAAAUUACCAUCGACCCUCGCAUUUCGGCUAUAUACAAAGAUCAGAAAGAACUUGUUGGCAUCAAAGAGCCAAGUAAUGUGCUAAUCCAGUGGCUUUCUGAUAAGGAUGGGGCUAUGGACGUGUCAAAACAGCAACUCAAGAUAGUCUCUAUCGUUGGAUUUGCAGGAUUGGGCAAGACAACACUUGCCAAGGCGGUGUAUAACCAGCUUCAAUCCCAGUUUGGUCCUAAGGCUUUUGUUCCAGUGGGUCGUAAUCCUAAUUUGAAAAAUGUUUUUGAGGCAAUUCUCCAUGGACUUAGCAAAGAAUCGAAUGCAGAAAACUUAAACGAAAUGCAGCUCAUCAACAAAAUCCGAGGAUUGCUCAAGAACAUGAGGUAUGCCCCAUCAACCCUUGACAAAAUCCGAGGAUUGUUUAAAUUACAGUACUUAAUUAAUUAA